Lacerta agilis (Sand lizard) is the source of this 1942-nucleotide messenger RNA. It is a transcript of the gene LDAH, whose product is annotated as lipid droplet associated hydrolase. Bases 98 to 1060 code for a protein of 320 amino acids. NCBI's taxonomy places the organism in Eukaryota, Metazoa, Chordata, Lepidosauria, Squamata, Lacertidae. Gene Ontology annotation, cellular component: lipid droplet. The record is from RefSeq and is a predicted model, not a curated record. The transcript is spliced from 6 exons. Gene Ontology annotation, molecular function: lipase activity. Gene Ontology annotation, biological process: lipid storage.
UCCUUCCUUUGCUUAUAAGAAAGCUCAUGUUGUAGGGCUUCUUAUUGUCUAGCUAGAUACAUUUCAAGGCUUUUUCUUACUGUUUUCAGCCGCAAGCAUGAAAUCAGGAUCUGAAGUUCCGCUGCACGAAGAGUUCACUUACGUUUAUGGAAUAGCUACGCAAGUCAUUAAGUGUGGGCCUUGGAAAGAUCUCUGGAAACGUGAAAGUGCUCCCAAAGCCUUGUUUCUGAUUAUUCCAGGUAAUCCAGGUUUAGCAGGCUACUACCAGACAUUCAUGAAAGCUUUGUACACUUGCCUGAAUCGACAGUAUCCAAUCUGGACCGUAGGGCAUGCUGGACACUGUAAAGUCCCCCACGGCAUGAAAAUGAUAGAAGAGACGGAUGUUAAUAAAUUUGAUGAUGGCUUUGGACUUCGUGGACAAAUAGAACACAAGUUGAGCUUUAUUCGAAAGAAUGUACCGAAAGAUGUGAAGCUUGUGCUCAUUGGCCAUUCCAUCGGUGCCCACAUUGCCAUUGAAAUUAUGAAGCGCGCACAAGAUGUGGAGAUUAUCCGCAGUCUGCUGCUGUUUCCUACAGUGGAGCGUAUGGCUGAGUCCCCACAAGGCAAGUUCAUGAAACCCCUGCUCUCCUGGGUUCGUUAUCCGUUCUACAUACUCGUAUACCCCAUAUUGCUUCUCCCAGACGGAAUAAAACACUUCAUGUUACGUUUGGCAUCUUCUAUCCUAAUGCGCGCAGAUGAAUCUGCACUAGCGGCUACUACAGAUUUUCUCACUUUCGAUUGUGUUGCAAACACCAUGUACAUGGGAAAUCAAGAGCUGAACGAGGUCAGAGAGAGAGAUAACGCUGCCAUAAGAAAGUAUUUAAAGAAGCUGACUUUUUAUUAUGGAAAUCAAGACAGCUGGUGUCCUCGGCAAUACUAUGAAGAGAUGAAGAGGGAUUUCCCAGAUGGAGACAUCCGAUUGUGUGAGAAAGGAUUGAAACAUGCUUUCGUCCUUGAUUCCGGUGAGGAGAUGGCUGCAGUGCUUGCAGACUGGGUGCAAGAUGAUCUGGCUAGGCUGUAAACGGGGGUGAAGCAAGUAGCAACAGGGUGGGAAGUAUUUUAACUGUUUUAUGGGUGUGUGGUUAUACUUGAAAAAGUUUGCUCCUCAUUAUGUUUCUAUGUUGCAGCUGGUUUCCUCUAAAAGAAUGUGCCACAAAGUAACUUUGUGGCCCAAAAGGUAGUCCCAUUGACCCUCUGAAUGCCAAAGGAGUGGUUGUAAGUGCCUCGAUUGGAUUUUGUCAAAUGCAAAACAAUACUGUAAACAAGGGUAUGCUACCGGCCUUGGCUUCUGAACACUAAACUAGCAUGAGAUAAAUCACUGCUACCAGUUGGGAGCAAUCCCCUCAGUGAAAGGAGUGGUUGAGGUUGAGUUUCCGAGAUGCAUAUGCAAUAAUGAUUUUUUCCCCCAAACCUCAAAAGAUUUGAGUGAGAAAGUCAAGGCAGGUCAAGCAUCACAAACAGAGCUUUCACGUCCCCUUAAAUGCAAUACUGUACUGUGAAUGUAUGUGUUCAGGGGCAAAUCACUGAGGGUGAGAUGUCACAAUGCAUGUGUGAAUCUGCCCUAAGAUCAGAAUGUUGAAAUACUUCAGUAUGGUGUAGCAAAAUACUGAUAAAGCUAAUCAUUUGCUGGUCACAGCACCAAGCUCUAAAUUCCUUAUUAUCUCACGUUUUAAAAAAUUAUUCUCAAAGAAUGCCAGGGAGAUUAUUUUUUGUGCAAAUACUUACUUGAAAAAAAAAUUGUAUAAAAUUUUAAAAGAAGCAUGGAGAAAAAAUUUAAUACAUGAAUAUCUGAAACAGUUCUGAGUACAUAUAAGCCACAAAUUACUGGGUUGUUGUUGUUGUUGUUGUUGUUGUUUUAGUCUGCUAAUUCCAUUCCAAACUCUUUCCUAUCAAUUCCACUUUU